CGCAAACUCCCGGAUGUCGAUUUCGGUGGCCAUUUUGUAAUUCAUAAACAGUUCUGACAACGAUUUGUUUUUCUUCGGAAAAAAUACUUUCUCAUUUAGAAUGGCACAGAACCCAGCUGGAGGGCCCAGUGGCCCAUCGUCGGAGGGUGGACCAAGGGACAUGGGCAGCAAACGUCUGCAGCAGACACAGGCUCAAGUGGACGAGGUUGUGGACAUUAUGCGGGUAAACGUAGAUAAAGUUCUGGAGCGUGAUCAGAAAAUAUCAGAACUUGAUGACAGGGCGGAUGCCCUCCAGGCCGGGGCCUCCCAGUUUGAAGCGAGUGCUGGCAAACUGAAGAGGAAAUUCUGGUGGAAGAAUUGCAAGAUGUGGCUGAUACUGAUUGCAGUUAUAGUUGUAAUCAUUAUAAUAAUCAUAGUAUACGUAGCCACAAAGUUGAAGUCUGAUGACACCACCCCUGCAACUCAGAAUCCUUCGACUAUUGCCCCUGCCCCUACCGCAGUCAAACCAGCCCAGUGAUACCUGAGUGGUCCCUGUGAACAACUUGUCUUGAUUACCAUGGUUACCUACAAAGGGGAUGGCAUUGAUUGGCCAUACACCUGUAGUAAGAAAGAUGAAUUAGAUUUUCCUUUACAUUGUUGUUACGUUGUCAUUUUGAGAAAGUUGAGGACUUAGUUUGUUUAAUUGUUUUUUGUGUGUGAACAUAUAUCAUAGUCAUGUGCAAUUUUGUAUGGAUUUGUGAACUAUAGUUGAUACUGUAUUAAGAAAUUUGUUAUAUAGCUUAUCCAGCCAAUAUUUCACCUAUUUAGUAUGUACAUGGAACACUACUGUUUGUCAGGAAAUGUGAUAAUACGGAUACAUGAACUAAUCUAUAUUUUUGUUGGUGGGAUUUCUUCAUGGUCAUCAUUAGCAUCUGUUAAGCAAGAAUUUAUUGUAUCUGAUUAAGAACUCUCAAGAAGACACUACAGUUUUACACUACCCACAAUUUAUCAUCUCUGGAAAAAAUUGUGCUGUGCUCAGUGCAAAGGAGGUUUAAUGCAUGUGCAUAAAGUGUCAUCCCAGAAUAGCCAGUGCGAACUAGUCCGCAGGGCUAAAUAGGGACGAUACUUUAUGCCUAAACUAAAUUUUUGCUAGGAAGAGACUUUCUUUGAACGAAAAUAUCAUAAAAGCGGAAAGUGUCGUCCCUGAUUAGCCUGUGUGGACUGCACAGGCUAGUAUGGGACGACACUUAAUGCACAUGCAUUAAGCCCCCUUUUCACAGAGCAAGGCUCAAUUGUAUUUUGUCAAAGGCAUGAUUGUAUGCAAACGUCAUUAGAAAAUGGUUACUCCUUUAAUUUCACAAUAAUUAUGGUCUGUAGGGCCAUGAGAUCUGUUAUAUGUAUAUGUGUCAAUAUAUAUGUUAUGAUUAACAUUCCAAAUCUGUGAAAUUAUCAUCAAACCUAAUUGAAAUCCAGUGCUGCUAGUGUUAUAGUUUGGAAGUCAGAAACAUAAAGAAGAAGUGACAAUCUUAAGAUGACAAGGGAAAACUUCACUGUUACUCUUUUUCUUCCUCAAGAUAAGCUCUCAUUGCCAUUCUAAGUAUUCUUUUCAUUAUUACACACUUAAAAUUCAACCUUUCCCAAUGGUUACAUGAAUGGUUUGUGACUAAUUUCCAUGAAUGAAAUCAAAUGAUUGUUUUGUAUUGCCCUUCUCUUCAGCAUAUUACCUAAUUUCUUUAAUUUAAUUAUGCUAAAUAAAUAUUUUUUUGUUUCAAUAUUUUAUUUUUAACACUUGUUGAUCAAAAUCAUUCUGUUAAUAGCGAAACAGGGUUAAAUAUGUUUUAAUGUGUUUGGUGGCCUGUGUGUGACUUGUGUUUUUGUUGUAAUAUUUACACUGAAAAUUAAAUAUUUAGAAAGUCUAUGUCUACAUCAGCUAGAUUUGUAUAAAUGACAGUUGAGCAUAAUGAUUCAUCUGAUCUUGUUGUUAAGAAAUUUCUGAUAAAUAAUUUUGUUGACGUCAUUAACAUAAAGCUCUAUGAAUCCUGUUAUGGAAUUUGCUCUGUAUUAGUUAUCUCAUGUCUCUGCAUGACUGACUGUUUGCUUGUGGACAAAUGAAUAUCAAAUACAUAUACAUACAAUAGAUGCAAUAUGUAUUUUAGUUGGCACACUUAUAUUUGACAGUUUAUAUUUAUAAUUGAGAAAUACUUUUGUCAAAAAGAACUAAGGGUUUUAUAUUUUUUUAGGAUUGUUGAAAGCAUUCUAACAAUAAAUGAUAAGCAUUUUCCUUAUUAAAAUGAAAAGCUUAUUUAAAAAAAAUACAGCUAAAAUUACUACACCAUUAAACAGUAUUAUUAUAUACUAGCAAUUUUCCAUUAAAUGAUUAAAUUUUAUUAUUGGAAUCUCAAAGUGGCAUUUAAAAAGUCAAUUAUUAAUUGUUUUUGAAGCAUAUAUAAAUCUUUUUGUACUUACAGGCACAUAAAAUAUGGUUAAGCAGUAAAUUAAUUAAAUGUUAAAUUGUGAUUUGAAUAUAAUUAAACAAGGUGUCUUUGGGAAAUGUGUGUAGUGUUGGAAACCUGUUUUUUGGGUGAGGCCAUUCAAAAGCAUUUUUUAUAGGAAAGAUAAUACCGGUACAUCUAUCAGGUUUUUUUUCCUUUUUCGAUUAUCAACGUUUCACCUUAAACAGUAACACAUUCAUGUUAUCAUCUUGUUUAUUUGUUUUUUUUAUUUUUUCACUUAUCAAAUACUAUCCUGGCAUUUUGGUUGCAAAACAGAACCUGUUAUGAUGGGGUCUUGCAAAUCCUGGCAAAUUUGGUGGCACAUUUUAUCAUAAAACAUCAUUCAAAAUUCAUGUCAAAUUUAAAUUUGAAUACAGAAAUGCUUCAUGCAAUCAGUUGACAAUGUUAUGCAUCAUUUUUGCAUGACAUUAUUGUUUCGUUUGGUUGUAAUUCGCAUUCAUGUUUAAGUUAUGAUUUGUUCUAUUUUGUUAUUAGAUUUUUAUGCUUAUUUAACAGUUUGCUUAUUUGUUUACCAAUUGUGUUAUUACUUUUGAAAUAGGAAUUUUUUUUAAUAUCCUAACUACAAAAAAGGUAACACACCUGAAUUAAUACCACCAAAAACAACCUGAACAUGAUAGAGGUUAAGCAUUUCAUUUACCUGAACCGUAAAUUGUUUAUCGGAUGCAAAACGAAAGAGGGCUCCUUAACCACUUGGUCAUGAAACUUGGAAAUGAAUUGUCAACUGUAUGAAAGUGAUGAGGAGUUUGCCAAAAUAUUGAUCAGAGUGUCUCAAACGCAAUAAUGAUUGUCGGUUUGUCAGUCCAUCUAUAGAACUGCAGUUUAUGUCUGUGGCUGAACUGAAAAAGGGACAUAAAAAAUGCCUCCUGCUUAACCCAUUUAUGUCUAG
Dreissena polymorpha is the source of this 3378-nucleotide messenger RNA. Its product is annotated as vesicle-associated membrane protein 3-like. NCBI's taxonomy places the organism in Eukaryota, Metazoa, Mollusca, Bivalvia, Myida, Dreissenidae. Gene Ontology annotation, molecular function: SNAP receptor activity; syntaxin-1 binding. Gene Ontology annotation, biological process: vesicle fusion; vesicle-mediated transport; SNARE complex assembly. The record is from RefSeq and is a predicted model, not a curated record. The transcript has 7 exons. Gene Ontology annotation, cellular component: plasma membrane; SNARE complex. The coding region runs from base 101 to 517 and encodes 138 amino acids.